Molecule: messenger RNA, 2564 nt
Organism: Suillus clintonianus
Lineage: Eukaryota; Fungi; Basidiomycota; Agaricomycetes; Boletales; Suillaceae
Exons: 6
Coding region: 61-2337 (758 amino acids)
Biological process (GO): proteolysis
Molecular function (GO): serine-type endopeptidase activity
Source: RefSeq, a predicted model, not a curated record
UGUUCUCCUCCUGCCCCACUUCGUAGUGGAGGUCAACUUAACUUGAGACAGUCACGUGCAAUGACAUUACUCCAAUAUACCGGUUCGUCAACGUUUUACACAGAACUAGCAGAACUGCCCCUUCCCGUAUCUGCUGGUUUCAUCGGCGAUGUUGCACGCGUCACAUAUUCUGUUCGCGAUCAUGAACGUAACGUCAAACGAUCACUCACAAAGACGUUCACCCUCGACAAUCAAACGACUUCCCAUGAUUCAUCCGAAGUAAAAGCGUUCACAAUAUCUCCUUCCAAAUCUCGUCAAGCAAUCCUCCGGGAGGUCGCUAAUACCAAUCGAUUCGUCGAGAUCUGGGCUGGCACCCAAUUAGAAGCUUCCUUAGAUGUCACAAAGCACCACCAAGCGUUCCUCACAGAUGAUUUCCUAUCCUCUUUCUCCUUCUCCCCGUCAGAAACUUCCCUUUUAUACACAGCAGAAGCAAGCCUCAGCACCGAUGACGAUCCUUACAGCAAAUUUAGAUAUACACCUCACUUUGGUGAACCAUCCCGCACAAAGAAACGUCCCACCGUCUUUUUAUUCCGCUGGACCAGAUCCCCCGCCUCCACAAGGGCUACUAAAGAAAACAUUUCUCUUUUCGCUCUCCAGCUUACCCAGGUCCCCGUCUUAUUCGCCCAAGCUACCUUCGCAUCAGAAGACACCAUCUUCGCAAGCGGAUACGAACACACCAAAGACGGACGUCUUCUCGGCGUCAAAGGCUGCUUCAACCGUCCCAUGGGUAUAUGGCAGCUCAUCCCCACCCUCCAACCCUCACCUCUAGGGACUAAACUCACAUGCACCGCAUCAAAGCUCACUUCCCCAAACCGAUCCUGCCGCUCCCCUCGCGUCCUAUACGAUGCUAAUCACACCCCCAUCAAACUCUUCUGGUUCUCAAACCCCAUAGGCGGCGCCCAUGCAUCCUGCGUCUCUCUCGAAUUCCGCGACCUCGUUACAGGCAUUAACCACGUCCUCGUGGACACUAUCAUGGAACCUACCACUUCGAAUGACUUUCCAGGUUUAUACCCUGAGUACAACAUGCCCUCUAGCCCCUUCUUACAUCGCGCAGACCGCACAUACAUAGUUCUCCAAUCCAUAUGGCGCUCACGCACCACCGUCCUCUUCAUCGAUACCCAAUCAGGAGCGGUUACAAACGCAACCGAAUUAGGCGACGGACCAUUGUACAGCUGGACUGUACAUGCUACAGACAACAAGAGUCGUUUCAUAUGCUCGAGGAGCACGCCUACUACCCCGUGGGAGGUCUUACUGGGAUCCUUUGAUCAAGAUGACACCCUCGAGUGGAAAAUUCUAGAUAAGCCGAUAUUGUCUUCUACGACCAAGGAAGCGCUCGACGGCCUCACAUCAUCCUUCAUACCCAUCACGACACGUUAUCCUACAGAAACACUCGUCAUCCGAUCCAAGACUUUAACGAGUGGGAGCGGCCCGAAACCCGUGUGCCUGACUAUACCCCAUGGAGGACCACAUGCGACGUCGACUAGUGCGUUUGUUCCGGGUGGUGCUGCGCUUGCGCUUGAAGGAUACACUCUCAACCUCCCCAACUAUACAGGCUCCAUGGGAUUCGGCCAAAACUACAUACAAAAGCUCCUCGGCCACUGCGGGAGCAUGGACGUUGAAGAUGUCUUUGAAAGCGUGAAGGAGCUCGUGAGACUCGGUAUCUCGGAGGAGGGAAGACAGGUCGUGCAGGGGGGGAGUCAUGGAGGGUUUAUUGCUGCGCAUCUGAUAGGCCAACACCCAACCCUAUUCAACGCAGCAACGCUCCGCAACCCCGUCAUCUCAGUAGGCGAACUCGCAUCAGGGACUGAUAUUCCUGAUUGGGCUUACUCUGAAUUCGGGAUCGCGUCCACGUUCAACUCUCUCGUGUCACCUGCGCUCGAUUCCCCCGCGUUACCCACAUCCGAUUCCCCCACGCCACCCACCCCCACAUUAAUGACCCCCUCAACCUACCAUACCCUUUUCACCGCAUCCCCAAUCGCUCACGUCCACAAAAUAACCGCGCCUGUGUUGAUAUUGAUAGGAGAGGAUGAUUUGAGGGUGUGUCCGGCGCAGGGGAUUGGGUUUUACCAUGCUAUUAAGGGGCGGGGGAGUGUGAGUGGGAGUGCGGUUGGGAGCGACCAUGGGAUUGACGGGAGUGCGAGUGCGGUUGGGAAUGAGAACGGGAAGGAUGGGAAAGACGGGAGAGUGGAGAUGUUAUCCUUUGCAGGAGAGACGCAUCCGAUCGAGGGGGUUGAAGCUGCGAGGGUUUCGUGGGAGGCUGGAAGGGAUUGGUUCAAGAUGUUUGCGCAGGGUGGGUAGGAGUGGUGCUGUGGGUUCUGUUGAUCGAAUGGAGUCGAGGUGAGUAAUGUGAUGGUGGCUGAGAAACGACCGUCUGGUGUAGUCAAGCUGAACGUGAAGCAAACUUAAAUUCUAAGGAUCUGUACAAUCAAUCAAUUCAUCCAUCGUGUCGUCGAAUACUGUAACGUCCGACUAGAGGUUGCACUACAUUGUAGUGUCAAUCUAUGCAUCGUCCUUACCCGGUACCC